AUGUCUAAGGUAGAUUCCAAUUUUGCACUGAAAGUUCAGGAUAUGUUUUCAAGCAAAUAUUUGUUCAAACAGUGCAUACAAGCCAUUACUCUUAAAGAUAAUUUUCAAUACGUUAUUGUGAAAUCGAACAAAGAAGUUAUGAUUUUGCAAUGUGCCAUUGAAAAUUGCAAAUGGUCCUUGCGUGCUUCUUGUUGUAUUCAUGGGGAUAGGUCAUUAUGGGUUCUUACUAGGUUUGAUUUUGAACAUCCAUAUUCAGUAGAUGUUCCAUUAACCGAUCAUAGACAAGCCACCUUUAAUGUUAUCAAGGACUUAAUUAAGAACAAAAUUUCUUUAGCUGGUUCUAAAUUGUCAACUCCCAAAAAUAUAGUUCAUUUCAUUUGUGAUGAACAUGGUUUAAGUAUAUCCUACCAAAAAGCAUGGCGUGCUUGUAAGGUUGCGUUGGAUGAUAUUCGUGGAUCUCUGGAGGACUCCUACAAGAUGUUACCCAGAUUUGCAUACAUAUUGGAACUCAACAACCUAGGUUCUGUUGUUGAAUACAAAGUUGAUGCUGAUGAUAGAUUUCUUUACUUCUUCAUGGCAUUAUCUGCUUCCAUUUCUGGUUGGCAACAUUGUUGUCUAGUCAUUUUUAUUGAUGGAACAAGUCUAAAGAAUAAGUACGGUGGUACUUUGUUAUCUGCUUCAACACUUGAUGCCAAUUAUCAGAUUUUUCCACUAGCAUUUUGUGUUGUGGAUUCUAAGAAUGAUUCCUCAUGGACCUGGUUUUGUAACCAAAUGAAGAGAAUUAUAGGUGGUCGGAAUGAGGUUGUCAUAGUAUCUAAUAGGCAUAAAAAAUCUUCUGCCCCUGGUAUACGUGAGGAGCUUGAACCCAUUGGUUUUGCUAAGUGGUCUCGUGCCUACUCACCACGUCGGAGAUAUAAUGUCAUGACCACUAAUAUAUCUGAAAGUUUGAAUUCUGCUAUGCUGAAGGCUAAGGAGUUACCAAUAUGUUCAAUGCUUGAGGUUUUACGAAUGAUGUUGCAAAUAUGGUUUUUUGAACGAAGAAAUGAAGUUGAUUAUCAAGUUACUAAUUUUACCAAAACCAUUGAAGGUACAUUAAGGGAUCAGAUCGAACGUAGUCGAUCAAUGAAGGUUAAUUCGGUUAAUAACAUGAAAUACCAGGCCAUAGAUGAAACUUCCCAAUAUGUGAUUUACUUACCUACGAAGCACUUUGAGUUCACCAUGAAACAUUUAUCAAUUAAGUUAUUAAGGGGAAGGAUGACAAUGGACAUAAUAUCAUCAGGUAUUGUUGGUCGACCGAAAAAGGUUAGAAUUCCUUCAAGAAUGAAGUUCAAGAGACGCAUUAAAUGUGGCCGUUAUGGACGUGUUGGUCAUAACUGCAAGAGAUAUUUUUAG
Molecule: messenger RNA, 1392 nt
Organism: Cucumis melo (muskmelon)
Lineage: Eukaryota; Viridiplantae; Streptophyta; Magnoliopsida; Cucurbitales; Cucurbitaceae
Exons: 6
Coding region: 1-1392 (463 amino acids)
Source: RefSeq, a predicted model, not a curated record